GAGAGAGAUAUUGCAGAGAGGGAGAGUGCGUUUCUCCAUCUUCCCCUCUUUUUAAAAAUCUGACCGUUGAGCCUGUAAGUGGGCGCCGCCUCCGGACUCCACGGCAGGGAAGUAGAAGGAAGAGACAGGGGAGAGAGUGGACGACCGGACCUGUGAUGGAUGCGAUCGUUUCCGACGCGGCUGAUGGAAAAACCGCCUCUCCUUCUGAAUGGGAAUAUAUCUGUGACUUUGAAGUGGACUACGGGUCUGAGAAAAAUGCAUCCAUAGUCCUUGCAGCAUUAGCUGUUGACAAGGAGUUGCAACCAGACAAAGUAAAGAGGCAGAUGUCCUUGUCUGAUGGAAGACUAAUAGUUCAUUUUGAGGCAGUGGAGGCAAGGUUCCUGCGAGCAUCAUUCAGCGCAUUUGUAGAUAUUCUGACACUCGCCACAAAAACCAUUGAAGAAUUUGGGCUGCAGCAAGAAGCGCUGAGUUGAGGCAAUGGGUUUCCUAUUAAUGGCAUUGUUUUUCCAGCUGAGCAGCAUCAUAACGAAAAUAUACAUUCAAGAAAUCUUCCUGAAGCUUUGGUAAUUGUUGCUUUUGUACUCUGUAGCUGUAAGAUUUUAUGCCAAAUAUCACAAUCAAUUUAGUUUUAGUAUUUGAUUUCA
Molecule: messenger RNA, 644 nt
Organism: Magnolia sinica
Lineage: Eukaryota; Viridiplantae; Streptophyta; Magnoliopsida; Magnoliales; Magnoliaceae
Exons: 5
Coding region: 156-473 (105 amino acids)
Cellular component (GO): EKC/KEOPS complex
Source: RefSeq, a predicted model, not a curated record